CGCCGGGGCUGAAGGAGAGAGCGGGUUGUGCGGCGGGGCGGCCUGGCAUUCCCGCCUCCUCCUCCUUGUGGGCGCUGAUGGAGACGGCACGGCUUGCGGGAGGGCUCGUGGAGGGGAAAGGGAUCCGCAUCACCGGGUCGGAGCUGGUGGAAAACUACACGGUAUAUAUCAUAGAAGUGAAAGUUGGGAAUCACCAAUGGACAGUUAAACAUCGCUACAGUGAUUUUCAUGAGCUGCAUGAAAAGCUGACUGCAGGAAAAAAGAUAGAUAAAAAUCUGCUUCCACCAAAGAAGAUCAUUGGCAAAAAUUCCAAAUCGUUUGUAGAAAAAAGGCAGAAAGAGUUGGAAGUCUAUUUGCAAACUCUUCUGGCAAAGUUCCCUUAUGCUGCCCCAAAAGUUUUGUCACAUUUUCUGCACUUCGAUCUAUAUGAGAUAAAUGGCAUUACGGCUGCCCUUGCUGAGCAACUGUUUAACAAAGGUGAACAGUUGCUCUUAGCGGGCGAAGCAUUCUGUCUGAGACCACUGCAGUUGUAUGCAAUCACUCAGCAACUGAGACUGGCCAGUCCCACCUGUGCCAGUGGAGAUGCAAAGACUGAUCUUGGCCACGUCCUGGACUUUGCUUGUAGACUUAAAUAUUUGAAGAUCACAGGCACCAGAGGAUCUGUGGGUAACAGCAAUAUUCAGGAACAUCUCCUUAAUUUCGAUUUAUCAAUUUUCAAGUCUGUUCAUCAGAUUGAGAUAAGUAAUUGUGAAGCUGAACAAAUUAUUGGGCUUCCUUCCCUGAAGAACACAUUGGCUACAAUGACUGUGGCUUUUUCAACUGCUUCAAUGAAGGAUAUUCUUGUGCCAGAAGCUUCUGAAUUUGAACAUUGGGAGGUAGAAGGGAUGGCAUCUGAGCAUCCAGUUGCUGCUAUUAUCCCAAGAUGGAAUAUACUGACUACACUUGACAUGAGUCAUAAUCAAGUAUCUAACAUUGAUGAAUCUGUGAGACUAAUACCUAAAGUGGAAUUUCUGGACCUAAGUUACAAUGAAAUAACAGUUAUGGAGAAUUUACAGCAUCUUUAUAAUCUCAUUCAUUUGGAUUUAUCAUUCAACAAGCUUACGUUAUUGCAAGGUGUACAUACUAAACUUGGAAACAUCAAAACCUUGAAUUUGUCAGGAAACCAAUUGGAAAGUCUAACUGGGCUUAACAAACUUUAUUCAUUGGUUAACUUGGAUCUCAGCACCAAUAAAGUAUCACAGAUAGAAGAAAUCAAAAACAUUGGGAGCUUGCCGUGUCUGGAGAAGGUCGUUCUAAUUAACAACCCCUUGAGCAUCAUUCCUGAUUACAGAACAAAGGUGCUUGCACAAUUUGGAGAUCGUGCCUCAGAGGUCUGUCUGGACAAUACUGUUACAACGGGAAAAGAACUUGAUACAGUUGAGGUGCUGAAGGCAAUUCGGAAAGCCAAAGAAGCAAAGGAUCGAAUGAAUAGUACAGAUAAAAAAAUCAGUGAGGAAACUCGACUUGCUGCUCAAGGGUCCAAACCCAGCUACUCUUCUUAUGUUGCUUGUCCUUCUCCUCUGCUACACCAUGCUGCCAGCUCCAGCCAAGAAAUAAAUACUAAAUCAGCCCUACUCAUCAAUCUACAUCAAAGUGAGAGUUUGACUCCUAUGGCUUCGACAAUUACCCCAGGAGACUCUGAAACAACAAAUCUCAAUAAAAACAAGAGCAAGGUUCCAAACCCAGAGCUAAAAUCUAUGAAGAAACCACUUGAAGAUUCUGACUGCCUGCAAACAAGGCUUGGAUCGGCAGAUGCUAUUACUGGAGCUGAUGUGCUGAAGUCACAACACGAUCCUGAAGUGACUCUUGUGCUGCCUUUUUCGUGUGUGUCAUACAGUACCACCAAUGUUGACUUUGCUGCCCACUUAUCUGGAAUAAUUAAUCAAGCUAUAUUGAAACUACAUUGCACUGAGACCGUACUCGACCGCCAAGGAAAUCUUAUUAAUUAUCCUGUCUGCAGUAAUGAAGCUGGAUAUUUUGAAAUGGGUCCAGAUCAAGGUGAUUGUAUUUUGGGAUGUAGUUCAAACAUUGAUGUUGCCAAUAUUUCUGCAAAGCCAGAAGCUGAGAUCUUGAAGGUACUGUGGACCCUUUGUGUCCAGGUGAACAAGGGAUUAAAGUUGUUUAUAUCUUGCAUUGUGUUGACUGACAGUGCGGUAGCUGUAUUUCAGAUUCCUCACUCUGAACUCCGACGGAAAAUGCAGAAUGUCAUUUCUCAGAUGCAGCUUGUUCUCUGUCUUCCCUAUUCAGACAUCUUGGAAGUGUUCUUUGAAGUGCCAGAAAUGUGCCUUUCAAUGAAAAUUAAAAUGCAUGGUUGUUUCUUCUUUAUAUCUGAUUCGCAGAACCUCAAAGACUUUAGCUCGCAUUUAAAAGCUGUUUUGCAUAAGUGGUCUGCAUCUACAAGUUUGCCUCAGCUUGGUUAUGAAGAGCCCCUUCUGAAAGACUUCAUUGUUCAGCUUUUACAACAUCGGCAGCUUGCACUAAAUGACACUGGCAUUAAAGGGAGUUUUGCAGCAUAUAUUUUGAUUCAAGAUGACCUCAAACCAUGGGAUUGGUCAGAAGAGUUGCAACCUUCGGCUUCACACACUGAGGUGGUCAGUAGUACAGAAUUAAAGGACACGAAUAAUCUGCAUUCUGAAGUUUGUUCGGUAAUUCGUCCAGGGAAAGAAGAGCAUUCAAAACCUCUGUGUGUACCUUGUCUUCUGAUUUUGACAGCCCAGUAUCUUUAUUUCAUAAGAAUAGAUUUCUACAUAGCUGCAAAGAAGUGUCUUCAUCCUGAAGAGAUUGCAAGAUGUCCAUUUAAGUUAGAACAAAUUUCAUUAGCCACAUUGCUUUUGAAUCCAAAGCAAGGAUCCCGUACUGUUGAAACUGGGGCAUUUUGGGAUGGUCAUAUACUUGAAUUUUUGAUUGGAUACCAACUCACGACAGCAGUUUUUGUGCUACCCCAUGAGAAGUUCCACUUUCUGCGAAUGUUUAGUCAACUGAGAGGAAGCUUUCAGGGUGUCAAAUCAAUUGUAGUGCACAGAAGUUGUCCAGAUCGUUGCUACUUGACGAAGCAUAACACAGAUGCAACUGAUCACUCUCCAGAAACUAAAAGCAACCAGCCAAAAUUCAAAUCGGACUUGAGCCUUUCUCUACAGUAUCCUUCUGAGACAUUGCUGCAAAAACUGACUGAAGAGAACCAGUGUCCUUUUCAUCUUUCCACCUCCCCAUCACUCCAUUACCUGGCAGGUUUGAAAGGAAGAGCUAUUGUGGAAUGUUUUCACAAUAAUGUAGCUGAGGUUGAAAAUGAAGAGUUAAGGCACCUAAUUUGGUCUUCAGUCAUAUUUUACAAAAGUUCUGAGAUUGAAGUUACUGCCUGCGUAAUGCUCUCGACCAAAGCAUUAUACUUUGUGUUGGAUGACACCAUCGGUGAGGGCGCUGAACAAACUGGAUGUUGGAAAGAAAAGUCGUCUUCAAACUGUGAGCGGGAUGGUUUGCUGCUUUCCUUCUGCUUUGUCCUGAAAUUAAAUGAUUUGCAGUCCAUACACUUGGGCCUUUUCGAUCAGUAUUUUCGCAUCACUGGUACAUCUGCUGAACAAACAAUUGCUUGCCUGACCAGGGACAGUUAUACAACACAUACGUUUGUUCAGCAGUUGAUGGGUGUAUUAUCCUUGUUGGAACGAACACCUUCACCAGAGCCAGUAGAGCUAGACUUCUAUACAGAAUUUGGAAAGAAAAAUACAGGUCAAAUGGAAAAUUAUGAAAUUGUUCACUCCAGUCGAGUGAAGUUUAUUUAUCCCAGUGAAGAGGAGGUUGGUGAUCUGACAUUUAUGAUCGCAGAAAAUGUUCAAGAACUAAAUCUCCAGACAUCCAACAUCCUCUUGUAUGUUUUGGCAUUUCAAGUUGAGUCUCUGGAGAAUUCUUUACACUCCUGCAAACCACCUCUGCAGCCCAAAACAUUGAUUUUGACAAGCUACAACAUGCUUCUAUUUGAAGAAGAUUAUGUCAGCUAUCCAUUACCAGAGUUUGCAAAAGAACCACCACAGAGAGACAAAUACCAAUUAACUGACACAAGGAGAAUUCGUGAUCUGGAUCGAGUGCUCAUGGGUUACCAGACCUAUCCACAGGCCAUCACAUUUGUGUUUGAUGAUGUACAGAAUCAAGAUUUCAUAGGUAAUAUGAUGCUCGACCAUUUUGAACAUCCACUUAACGCCUGUUCUGCUGAUAGAAUAAAUCACUGUGGCACCAACAAUGAAGUUCAGUGGUGCCUCUUUGUAGCCAGUCCUGAGAGUCGUGAAAGGCUGAUUGCAUUGCUUGCUCGACAGUGGGAGCUGCUUUGCAGCAGAGAACUACCAGUUGAGCUUACAGGCUAAUAUUGUUGCCAAGCACGGCCUGCAAAUUAUAAACAUUGUACUUAUCAUUAAUGGUUAUAUGUACAGCACUCUUGGGGAACUUGUAAAUAUCAUGGGAGUCAGACCAGUUGUUUCUUUGAUGUCUAGGGCUUUUAAAAGUUUAUUUUUUACAUGAACAUAUACUUAUACUGAAGCAUCCUGCUAUAUUAUGCAAUGUAAACUGUACAGAAAAGGUCUUUAUUGCAUGUUACGCUUGUAUGUAUUGAAAUAUCAAAUAUAAUGUUUGUAUCUAAUGGACAGCUUUCUCUCGUAUGCUGCUAUAAUUUGAAAUAAAGUUGUUGGUCUUAGAUACUUUUUAAAAAAGAGGAACUUUACUGAAACUUAACUGUUUUUUUUAAUAUUAUUACAAUAUUUUCUCUCCUGUAAUUCUGUUUAACUUCAUCUGUCCACUCUGUACUCCAUCUGAACUGAUAAAUUAAAUCAAAGGCAUUCGGGUUGCUGUUAUUGCCUGCAAUGAACUG
Leucoraja erinaceus (little skate) is the source of this 4891-nucleotide messenger RNA. It is a transcript of the gene nisch, whose product is annotated as nischarin. Gene Ontology annotation, cellular component: cytoplasm. NCBI's taxonomy places the organism in Eukaryota, Metazoa, Chordata, Chondrichthyes, Rajiformes, Rajidae. The record is from RefSeq and is a predicted model, not a curated record. Gene Ontology annotation, molecular function: protein kinase binding; integrin binding; phosphatidylinositol binding. The coding region runs from base 78 to 4391 and encodes 1437 amino acids. The transcript is spliced from 21 exons.